Molecule: messenger RNA, 1950 nt
Organism: Arachis stenosperma
Lineage: Eukaryota; Viridiplantae; Streptophyta; Magnoliopsida; Fabales; Fabaceae
Product: V-type proton ATPase subunit H
Exons: 12
Coding region: 239-1591 (450 amino acids)
Biological process (GO): proton transmembrane transport
Cellular component (GO): vacuolar proton-transporting V-type ATPase, V1 domain
Molecular function (GO): proton-transporting ATPase activity, rotational mechanism; protein binding
Source: RefSeq, a predicted model, not a curated record
GAUUGAAUCUGUACAGUAGGGUGUAGAAAUGGACGUGGAGGGAAGGAUCCCCGAUCCAUGAUCAAUCUCAUUUUAUUUUCUUCCGAAACUGAUCUAUUUCCUGUCUCUCCCAAGUCCCGACUUCAUUGUCUCUUCUUAUCUCUGCCUGAAUUCCUGAAUCCAUCAGAUUCCACCGAGUGCGUUACCGAAUUCUGCUGCAGUGAACCAAACCUUGUGUUUUCUAGGUUUUCAAACUGCAAUGGACCAUGCCGAAUUAACCACCGAUCAGGUUCUGAGGAGGGACAUUCCAUGGGAGACGUACAUGUCUACCAAGCUCAUCUCUGGCACAAGCCUUCAGCUCUUAAGGCGUUAUGAUCACCGAUCAGAGAGUCACAGAGCACAGUUGCUCGAUGAUGAUGGUCCGGCUUAUGUUCGCGUGUUUGUUCAUGUCUUGCGUGAUAUUUUCAAAGAAGAUACUGUAGAAUAUGUUUUGGCUCUAAUUGAUGAGAUGCUGGCUGCGAACCCGAAAAGAGCAAGAUUGUUUCAUGAUAGCUCCCUUUCAGAUGAAGAUACCUAUGAGCCUUUCUUAAGGUUGCUUUGGAAAGGAAACUGGUUCAUACAAGAGAAAAGUUGUAAGAUCCUUGCUUUGAUAGUUAGUGCCAGGCCUAAAAAUCAGAAUGGUGUUGUUUCAAAUGGAGAUACAUCAAAGAAACCCUUCACCACUAUUGAUGAUGUUUUGAGAGCAUUGGUAAAAUGGCUUUGUGAACAGCUCAAGAAGCCAUCUCAUCCCAAUCGUGGAGUCCCAACUGCUGUCAAUUGCUUAGCAACUCUGCUUAAGGAACAUCUGGUUAGGUCUUCCUUUGUUCAAGCAGAUGGAGUGAAGUUGCUUGUGCCAUUGAUUUCACCAGCAUCCACCCAACAAUCUAUUCAGAUUCUGUAUGAAGCAUGUCUCUGCAUAUGGCUGCUAUCCUAUUAUGAUCCGGCAAUUGAAUAUUUGGCUACUUCGAGGGCCCUUCCACGACUUAUUGAUGUUGUUAAGACUUCUACAAAAGAGAAGGUUGUUAGAGUAGUGGUCUUGACUCUUAGAAACUUGCUGUCAAAAGGGAGUUUGGGUGCUCAGAUGGUUGACUUUCAGCUGCCACAAGUUGUUCAGAGUUUAAAAGCUCAAGCUUGGAGUGAUGAGGACCUGCUGGAGGCAUUGAAUUCUCUUGAAGAAGGGCUAAAAGAUAACAUUAAGAAACUUAGUUCUUUUGAUAAGUACAAGCAAGAAGUCCUGCUUGGUCAUCUGGAUUGGUCCCCGAUGCACAAAGAUCCAUUGUUUUGGCGAGAAAAUAUUAAUCACUUUGAAGAAAAUGACUUCCAGAUUCUAAGGGUCCUAGUUACAAUUCUUGAUACGUCCAGUGAUCCAAGAACUAUGGCUGUUGCUUGCUUUGACAUUUCACAGUUCAUCCAGCACCAUCCUUCUGGCCGGAUCAUUGUGGCGGACCUUAAAGCCAAGGAACGAGUAAUGAAACUAAUGAAUCAUGAGAAUACCGAGGUUACUAAAAAUGCACUGCUCUGCAUCCAACGGCUUUUCUUAGGGGCAAAGUAUGCAAGCUUUUUGCAAGCCUAGUUCUGUGCUUCUGUUGCUUAUCCAUGGUGGCCUAGUAUAUAUGGCACAUUCCAUCCUCUUAGAAGUUGUCACAAGUUGGGAUCGGCUGUCUUGUGCACAGGAUCAUUGUUUGUUUUAGUGAGUAAUUUAUUGUCUAUGGCCAUUAAGAUUUCGAUUUCAAGCAGUGCAAGAAAUUUGAUGUGAGAAAUAAGUUUCCUUGAUAUUCUGCUAUUUGAAUAAUAAAUCAAGUUUUGUAACUAAAUACUCAAGGUUGUGCGUGUAGGUAUGUUGAGUAUCUAAAACUAGGAGUUAAUAAUAUGGAUAUGUAAUUUUUUAGGAAAACCAACCUAUUUGAUUUAAAUGAGCACAUCUUUUUCUCA